UAAAAGAUGAGUUAAAAACGUUUUCCGAGAUAGCUAAGCAAGUAGAAACGGAAUUGGGAAGUAUUCAAAAGGAAAUCGGAGGAUUAACUAAAACUAUAGAAGAAUUAAACGCUAUUGAAAAAGAAUUAAAAAAUGUCACCACUAAUUUAGCUGGAUUGAAUAAAGUUGGGGAUGAAUUGAAAGAAACAGGCGAAAACAUCAAAGGUAGUUUAGAUGGUUUAGGAGAAUUAAAAGAAAAAAUAGAUGAAUUGACAAAAUUAGAGAUUCCUUUAAUAGAAUUGGAAAAGAGUCUUGUCAAGGGAGGUGAAGGAUUAGAAAAAGAAAUAAAAGAAAAAAUUGGCGGACUUAUUGGCACUAUCAAUGAUUUUAAAAAGAUUAUUUGUCCCCAAUGUUUUGAUUGA
This is a messenger RNA of Ambispora gerdemannii, 401 nucleotides long. The record is from the annotation of a GenBank genome assembly. Lineage: Eukaryota; Fungi; Glomeromycota; Glomeromycetes; Archaeosporales; Ambisporaceae.